This is a messenger RNA of Astrephomene gubernaculifera, 3939 nucleotides long. NCBI's taxonomy places the organism in Eukaryota, Viridiplantae, Chlorophyta, Chlorophyceae, Chlamydomonadales, Astrephomenaceae. The record is from the annotation of a GenBank genome assembly.
CCCAGCCCCCCGUCGCCGUCUCCCCCCAGUCCUCCUCCAUCUCCGCUUCCUCCGUCACCUUACCCCAGACCUCCACCCCCGCCACCGCCGCCACUCACGCAGCAGCGCCUGCCCCCACCUAGUUCAACGCCCCCAAGCCCUCAGCCACCCAGCAGCCCAGACCCCCCACCGCCCUCUCCAUCACCACCUCCUCCUUUACCGCCGCCAACCCCACCACCUCUCAGCCCUGCGACACCCCUGCCACCUUCCCCCUCGCCCCCCAGUCCUUCUCCGCAGACACCAUCUCUACGGUCUCCACCAGCUGUCCUUGCCUCGCCACCGCUAUCUUCACAGCGGCCCCCCGUUUCCCCGUCCGGCCCGAUGUCCACGUCACCACCCUCUAGCUCCCCUUUACUCUCACCACCGCUGGCACAUCCGUUGACGCCACAGUUACUGAGCCCUUCACCGCCUCCGGCACGACGUCUUCGUCCCCCGCCACCUCCACUCCAACCCAGCCAGCCGCUGCCACCACCUCCAGCCGUCACCUACUGGGCCACAUCAGCCACCGGCCCCUUCGACCCCUUGGGCACCGGCUCUGCCCCCGGCGCCGUGAGCCGCCUGGUGGGGCCCCCUAGCGCCAAGGUGAUGUCCAUCAAGGGCUGCAAGACCUCGCCCACACUGGGCUGGGUGGCAACCAUCAAGAACCCUCGCUACGUGGAGGCCCAGUUCAACCAGACCCCAGCUGUUACCCUCAGCCAACUGGAUAGCGUCAAGGUCUACGUGGCCAGCGCCGGCACCGUCACCCCAGCCAUCGCAUCCAUUGAAGUGCUGCUGCAGAUGCCGGGAGAGGUUGACCUCCAGGCGGUGACCAUGUACACGGGGGAUGCACAGCAACGUCUGAAGUGCGCGGCCCUCAACUACUUUGCCGUGUCGCUUGACACGCUGCAGCCCUCUGUGACGGCAGAGGCAGCCAGUACGGCUGUCGUGCGUGCCGUACGCAUCAGGGCUACCAGCGACCCGACCGUGAGGGACAAGGCAGACCUGCCGGUCCUGGCCGCUGUGGGGCUGGACUGCAACCAGUAGGCGAUCGAAGAAAUUACGUGCGAAAAAAAUGGCAGGGUGUUUCCUAUCUAUCAAUCCAUACCUUCAUGAGCCGUUGGACUAGUAGCCACGCACUUAUGGUUAACCCUGUGUUGUUCGCCCGUCUCUUUGCGCCUGUAAGUUCGAUCGACAUGUUUGCCCCGUGUGCGUGUGCGCGUAAGGGAACGCACCCAGCAGGGCCAGCGUGUGCAAACUUCUUCACUUGUUUUCGGCGGUUGACUUUACCCGACGCAGUCGAGGUCGUUGCGCAUGCCAUGUGCACACUUGCUUCCGUUCUGUGCGGUUUCAACGAGGUGUGUGUUACUAACAUUUGACUACCGGCUACAGCGCGUUGGAAAAGUAGCCGCUAUUUACGUUGCAAGUCAGCCUGGGACUGCGGUUUUAAGAAUCCGUGUUGUUCCGUUAUUCGCUUAAAGCUACCGUAUUGUACAACCGAUGUUGUGGUACAAACUUGUUGGCACUGUUCAGGGAUUGCCUUCUUUUUUUGCGGGUGGGUUUUGCUAGUGUUGUUAAGGUAUUAUACCUGAAGGCCCAUUAGGAAAAAACGUGUUGGGUUUGGAACACCACUAUCCGGUGCUCGUUCAUUGCCUGGUAUGUGUGUGGCUGCCCUGGCUCAACUUCGUUGUUUCGAGGACACGUGGGAUUCAGCGUUGCUGAACGGUGUGUCGGAGGUUGCUGAGGGCAGGGUGAUGGAGAGGUGCUGGUCCGCUCUUGUACGUCGGUUUUUAGACCCGGCGUCCCCGGAUGCCUGUGCUCUUUGUUCGUUGCCUAGGUGUCGUGAUCUUUUGACGUCUCUUGGGUCGUUGUUGGGUGCGGUGCCUGUGGCUUGGGUGGAGGCUGCUGAGACUUUUCUUGUUGAUGCCUUGCCGCCCCAACCUCCGCCGGCUUCUGAGGUUGAUGCUCGGCAGGUUUUGGUUCCACGUUUGGGUUGGCAGUUGCCUCAUGUUGGCGCCGUUCCUUUGAGGAAUCUGUCGGUUCGGAUGGCUACAGUUCUUCAGCUUGGGGGUGUGUUUGAGGAACGUGCUAUGUUGCAUGCGGCUUUUAUUCGGGAGGCCCUGGGGUUACCUGCUACCCAGCAGCUUCCUGAGGGUGUAUUGGAUGGCCUUCGUGAUUCUCUCCAGCGUAUUUGGUCGAUUCGUUGGGAUAAUGGUUUCAAGGAAGCGUUUUGGCGUCUUUCUACUUAUGGGGUUCCCUUGCUGGGGAAUUCUCAUAUGUCUAGGGCUCGUCCGGAAUGUUGUGGUUGUGGGUCCGUUGUCUUGGAGGUGUCUCCGCGGUUGCAUUUUUUCUGGGCUUGUCCUGUUGCUCGUGCUGUGGUUGAGCAGCUUGAGGUAUCGCUGGGUGUUGCGGUUCCUCGGGCUGCCUUGUGGUUGGCGUUGCCUCCUUCGGGCGUGCAGCAGUGCGUUUGGCAUGUUGUUGUUAUGGCUGCUUUGUCAGCUAUGGAGGAGGGUCGGCGGUUGUUACGGGCUCGUGUACGUGAGUCUGGUUCUGCGGGUGUUGUGUCUGGGCUUGCUGAUGUGGUGGCCCUGUCUGCUGUUUCCUGGUUCUGGGGUCAGCUUCGGGGUUUUGCUUGUUUGGGUGUUCCCCGUCGGGGAUGGGCUAGGGUUGGCCCUUCUCAUCCUUCCUUACGUAUUGUUGGCGGGCGGUUUUGGGGCGGAGCCCCCGCCGCGAAGCGGCUUCGGGGGGGCUCGCCCCCCAGGGUUGCCCCUGUCCGUGUGUCCGUGUGUCCGUGUGUCCGUAACGUCAAAACAUAUAAACUAGACAAAACUAUUAAUUGCACCUAAUAGAUAUUCGUUAUCUGUAUUCAGUAAAAAUAACUGGAAGCCAAACAAACUUGAUUUCGCAAUAAACAAUUUAUUGACCAGCCAUCGAAAAGGACCACCUCGGCAACACCGAUUAGCGCUCCUCUUUGGUGUGUCCUGGUACCGUAAACAGUAUUUAGUGAAUUGGUAACAGCGGCGUGCCGGCAAAGGGCUACUUGUGAAAGCCGGCGGGAGCAUGCUCGCAUCUACUGUGCUACUCAGAGCCCACACAAUCCUUUGUGACGAUGUUGCCAGCCUUUGCUAUGGGUUUGUGCGUAUGAACUGUAACGCAAACGGGUACGGGGUACCUCGCUUAUAAGCUAACAUGUCAUGUGACGGCGCAAUGGCUGAAGUCCUCCUGAGCACGAUGCCGAGAUUGCCGAGCCUGACCUCCUCAUCAUGUUAGUAAUGCGUAACCUAACAAUGUGUGCAAUGAGUGAGGACACUAUGUACGCCAUGGGUGAACAAGGCGGCCGGCCUCGGCUGGACAAGGGGCUUUGAGCCCGUCUAGCCAUGCAACGAGCACUAAACUACAGUAAACAAGGGGGUUCAGCGUCCGUGUAACAAGUUGUGUUAGAAUGCGAAAGUGCCGUGGAGCCACAGGAGCGCAUUCCAGGUCUAUAAGGCCCAUAGGGUUGUGCGUCGCACUUGAGUCGUUCCACUCCCUUGUAAUAAUCGCAUUCAUCCCAGUGGUAAUAAUACGUUCCCGUACUGAAGAGGAGGGGCUCCGCCCUUUUCCAGCUUUGAGGAAGCUGAACCCACUUGUCUGUGUGCCGUUGAGCGUCCUGAUUUGGCCCUGUCUUUGGGGUGGUGUGUUCGUGGCUUCCGGUUUGGGUUGUCUUCUGCCCUAGAUGAAGUUUGUCGAGGUUUGCUGAGGGGCCCUUUUUUGGCUUCUACCCUCUUGUUUACCUCCUGUGGUUUCUUUUAGGGCUGUGUUUCCCAUCUUGUUGGCCCGUUGUGGUGCUGCCUCUACGGUUUGUUCCGUUUCUUUUGCAAUGUAGGGUUGGGUUCAUCACCCGUGUUCCCUUUUAGGGCACCAUUGUAACGGUCAAUACCUACG